Molecule: messenger RNA, 618 nt
Organism: Staurois parvus
Lineage: Eukaryota; Metazoa; Chordata; Amphibia; Anura; Ranidae
Source: the annotation of a GenBank genome assembly
AGGACAGGGGUCACUGCUGGCUGGGCAGAAGACAGGGGUCACUGCUGGCUGGGUAGAAGACAGGGGUCACUGCUGGCUGGGCAGAAGACAGGGGUCACUGCUGGCAGAGCAGAAGACAGGGGUCACUGCUGGCAGGGCAGAGGACAGAGGUCACUGCUGGCAGGGCAGAAGAUGGAGGUCAUUGCUGGCUGGGUAGAAGACAGGGGUCACUGCUGGCUGGGCAGAAGACAGGGGUCACUGCUGGCUGGGCAGAGGACAGGGGUCACCGAUGGCUGGGCAGAAGACAGGGGUCACUGCUGGCAGGGCAGAAGACAGCGGUUACUGCUGGCUGGGCAGAAGACAGAGGUCACUGCUGACUGGGCAGAGGACAGAGGUCACUGCUGACUGGGUAGAAGACAGGGUCACUGCUGGCAGUGCAGAGGACAGGGGUCACUGCUGGCUGGGCAGAGGACAGGGGUCACUGCUUACAGGGCAGAAGACAGAGGUCACUGCUUACAGGGCAGAAGACAGAGGUCACUGCUGACAGGGCAGAAUACAGGGGUCACUGCUGGCAGGGCAGAGGAUAGGGGUCACUGCUGGCUGGACAGAAGACAGGGGUCACUGCUGGCUGGGCAGAAG